AUGAAUAGCAAAAUUUUCAGUCGGGAUGAACCGCAAUGUUCGGCUUCCUUGUGACUAUUAUGGUGACUGCUAUUGCCGCUUUGCUUACCGUUAUUGGCUUUAAUUUGGUUUCAACUGCGAGACUUUUGGGCUGGCAUUUGCCGGCAAACCCACACAGAAUCCGGCGGAUCAGAGCAGGCGCUGAGUUUUGACAAGUAAAAAUUAUUAGUUUCUCCCCAAAAAAAAAUGGCCACUCUCGAAAUGGCCUUGGCUGUGGUGAGCAUCUACGAUGGAAUCCGAAGCUGCUUUUCUGGUAAAACCACUACCAGCCCCAUAAAGCCCCACAAACCUUCAAAGAUGCACAGCCAACGUGGUCGCAAAAAGCACCGAUCGAAGGUGCAUUAUCGCAGCCAUCGUUGUUGCGGCGGAGCGGACUGGAGUGUCGCUCAGCGGGUCUUCCGGGGCUAUCGCUCGGAGACCAACUCCAUUACCAGCUGCUCCGCACUAUCGCUCUCCGAGUUCGAGGCCUCCACGGACUACAUUCUGCAGCAGCACCGCAGUAGCCAGCACUGCGAGGCUAACAUCCAGCCAACGCUGACGCCCGCCGACUCCCGCUUCGAGCUGCACGACUGUCUGCCGGGUCUGACCGCCGCUCUGGACCAGGUCCAGCACCAGCAAAAGAGAUUGCGGCUGCUCCGGCGGCGCACCCUGGUGGAGAAUGCCCGCGAGGUGAUUGGGAUACAGUGCGCCAGCUGGUGGAGCCGAUACUCCCCCGAUCUUCCGGCAUUGAGCAUGGAAUCGAGUCUGGACUUUCUCUCUAGCCGGCUUUCUCCGCCGGAGAGAGAGGAGAGUGAGCCGGAAGCAGAGGUCAUGGUUUAUAUUCGUAAUUUUGUAAACAAGUGCCGAAAGAUCUACAAAGCGGCGUAUACUGUCAUCUCGGAUGCCUAUCCUGACCUGUCACCCGCCAUGGAUUUGCUCGAUAUCAAUGAACUGAUACCCGCUGUGAACAGUGCCCUCAUCGAGUAUUUGCUGCGCCUGGAGGAGCUCCCAGAGAGCAAUAGUUUUUAGAACUUUAUGGAUGUUUAUUCCCCAAUAAAUCCCAUCAGAA
Molecule: messenger RNA, 1087 nt
Organism: Drosophila persimilis
Lineage: Eukaryota; Metazoa; Arthropoda; Insecta; Diptera; Drosophilidae
Exons: 3
Coding region: 226-1047 (273 amino acids)
Source: RefSeq, a predicted model, not a curated record